This is a messenger RNA of Formica exsecta, 1933 nucleotides long. RefSeq lists its product as uncharacterized. The coding region runs from base 571 to 1458 and encodes 295 amino acids. The record is from RefSeq and is a predicted model, not a curated record. Gene Ontology annotation, biological process: regulation of transcription by RNA polymerase II. The transcript is spliced from 5 exons. Gene Ontology annotation, cellular component: nucleus; transcription regulator complex. NCBI's taxonomy places the organism in Eukaryota, Metazoa, Arthropoda, Insecta, Hymenoptera, Formicidae.
CAUCCUUGUGCUAUCUGGGGUAUGAACGAAGGAAAAUAAAUUUUUACAAGCUCGUCGCGCAUUGCUCAUCGCGCAUCGCCCAUCGCGUCCAGUGUGCGAGGGCCAUAAUGCGUUACGUUACGUACUGACCGUAAACUUAGAUUCGUACGUAACCUUAAACUUCAGUCAACGCACAAAGAAAAUCGUAACCGUAACAAAACAAAAGUAACGUAGCUAAAGAGUGAUCAGAGCGUCAUCAUAUAUGAGCUAAUUCCGCUUUGCUGCGUUCUCAUUAAGCUUAAUUUCUGGCAGCAUGGCUUGCCGAUAUAAUAUAACAGAGAAAAUGGAGCAAAAAUCGAGUAUUAGUUGCUAUCGUGACAGCAGAUAUGUAACAAAUAUUGAGGCAAAAAUGCGGCAGAAAUCAAGCAUGGCCUACCGUUACAACGUAACGACAGAAACGCAGUAAAAGUCGAGCAUUGCCUGUUGUCACAAUGUGAUGACGAAAAUACUGUAAAAAUAAAACACGCCUAACACAAAGCAUAAUUACUAAUAUAGAUAUUUUAGAUAAAAAUAAAGUGCAAACUGUAAAACAUGGAUCAUCAGUAUAGUUCAUAUAUUUGGAAUGAAGAAUCGUCAGACACGAUGAGUAAAGAAAUUAUUGAACUAGAUACUGAAAGUGCAACUGAUGCCAAUAUCCAUGUUCCAGAAAAAAUGGGCGAUGAUUAUUUAAUUGAACUAUACAAAGAAAGAAGAUUUCUGUAUGAUAAGAAAAAUAGAGAUUUUAAGAACAAUGAAAUAAAAAAUAAUGCCUGGAAAGAAAUGUCAUUGAUCAUGACAAAAGAUAAAAAUCUUGGAAAUCAUUACACGGCUGAAUAUUGUAAAAAAAGAAUAACCACCUUAAGGGAACGAUAUGUAAAGUUGAAGAAGGAACAGGAUUUGAAAAGUGGAAGUGCAGGUUGUAAUAAAAAGAAAUCUUCCCUUUUAUCGCAAUUGUCGUUUUUAGAUGAAUAUAUUCAAAGAAGACGAACUUUAACAAAUGUGAAAGAAAAUGAAAAUGCACAAAUGCCUGCUCUUAAUAAUAAUGCAGCUAUAUACCAGAAAAUAAAAGUCGUAGAAAUUAACAAUUCCAAUAAAAGAGAAUCUGAAAAAUCUUCAUCAAGCCAAGAUAACACUCAAUACGAUUCAACUGAAGAUCCUACAUUUUAUCAAAAACCACGUAAAAUAAUAAAAAAUAGUCCUGCAAAAAAAAGCAAUGAAAAUGAUGACACUUUACGUGACCUGACUAAUGCAAUUAUUAAUAUUUGUACUCAACUACAAUCGAAUUCAACAACACAUGGAAACGUUGUUUCUAAAUCUGCAGAACAAGCUUUUGCAGAAUUUGUUGCUUUUUCCUUACAAGGAAUGGAAGAGCCAGAACGCAGUAUAAGGCGAAACAAAAUAUUUCAAGAUCUCACUACACCACUCGAUCAGUUAUUGUAAUAAAAUGUCUAUUUCUUUUUAUAUUUUAAAAUGUUCUUUUAAUUACACAUUUUUUUACUAUUUUAUUUUGUUUUUAUCUAUUGAUAAAUAUAUAUAUGUAUUUAUGAGUAAUAUGGAUCGAUCAUUUUUAGUUUAUUCUAUGUUCAAGUUUAACCAAAGACUUGAAGUAUUUGAAGUUUGCGUUAAAGAUGUAAAUGCUUAAGUGGCAAAUUAUUACAAAUAUUUUUAUUUUAUUGAAACUAGCGUCAAAACCAAGAAGAUUAGAACAUGUUGAAUUGUUGUAAUCUUAAUAUAAAAAAUGUUAAAUGUUAUUUUUGCUAGUGCAAUCUGUAACGUAUUUAAUAAGACUGCUAUAAAAUGUUUUUUUUCAAUAAAACUAUAUUAUUAUAAUGUUUUAUUACAUUUAAUAAUGAACAAAAAAAUUAUGAUUUAUUAUACAUAAAUACAUAGUAUUAAAGUAUCGCUAUUGUAACCA